ACAAAUGCCAAAACAACAGUUCGAAGUACUUGACUACGCAGCACCACUCUUCGUUGGAGCAGCUUUUGCAGUGAUUGUAUUCAUGCUAACAUUCGUUAUCAACUUUGCCUUCAUCAGAAGAACCGAUGAAGUCACUGCUUUUGAAAAGCUAGGAGCAAAGUACAAUUUGCGAGUUGGACCACACCGUGUCUCUCUGGUCAAGGAGAAAAUGGAGAAACACGUCGAUGAGGAUGGACAUGAAUAUUAAUUAGUUGACUGUAGAAUUUAAUUAGAUUUAUUUUUGCAAUAAUUCUAUUUCAAAAUGAAUAUUUUUCGGUGC
This is a messenger RNA of Caenorhabditis elegans, 319 nucleotides long. It is a transcript of the gene R10H10.4, whose product is annotated as DUF3149 domain-containing protein. The record is from RefSeq and is marked reviewed. The coding region runs from base 5 to 247 and encodes 80 amino acids. Lineage: Eukaryota; Metazoa; Nematoda; Chromadorea; Rhabditida; Rhabditidae. The transcript is spliced from 2 exons.